Molecule: messenger RNA, 1471 nt
Organism: Eupeodes corollae
Lineage: Eukaryota; Metazoa; Arthropoda; Insecta; Diptera; Syrphidae
Product: phenoloxidase-activating factor 2-like
Exons: 3
Coding region: 163-1404 (413 amino acids)
Biological process (GO): proteolysis
Molecular function (GO): serine-type endopeptidase activity
Source: RefSeq, a predicted model, not a curated record
CAGAGACAAGAAAUGAUCGAAGGCGUCUUCAAUAUGCGGUGUAGCUUCAUAACUAAACAGCAACAGUUUUAAUAUGAACGUUAAACCGGUCAGUACGCAUUGAACAUUUUUUUAAAUCUAUUUUAAUUCUCCUUCAGCAGCUUUCGUAUAUAGAAGAUCGAGAUGUAUGCUAAAUUGAUUCUCAUCCCGAUCCUUCUGAUUGGAUCAUGUGCGGCCCAAACAGAUUUGAACGAUCUCAUUUCUUCAAUAUUUAACACAAGUGCAGGCACACCCGACACCAGAGACAAGCUGCCACCCUUGGUGAUCAGUCCUACACCAAAUCCAGCUACACAAAGGCCAGUUACGCUUGCUCCGAUUCCACUGACACCUGUCGGUGGCCAUUCGUACAAACCAUGUGGACCCGGCAUGGAAUGUGUUCGUGAAUAUCUUUGUUCUAAUGGAAAAGUCAACAAAGAUGGUGCAACUUUGAUUGAUAUUCGUAUUGAUGAUCAAUCUUGUCCCUUCUUGGAAACCUGCUGUGCUACUGGUGAUAAGGUUGAUAAUCCAAUUAUCAGACCAGCCGAACCACCAUCUGGUUGCGGUUAUAGAAAUAUUGAGGGAAUUGGUUUCAAAAUCGAGGGAGCUGCCGAUAGUGAGGCUGAAUUCGGUGAAUUCCCAUGGAUGGUGGCAGUUUUACGUGAAGAAGCUGCUCUUGAUAAAAUUCUAAACGUCUAUCAAUGUGGAGGUUCUUUGAUUACCCCUCAGGUUGUUUUGACAGGAGCUCACUGUGUGCAAGCCCGUCAAGCCAAUAACUUCAAAGUGCGAGCUGGAGAAUGGGAAACUAACACAAAAACCGAAGUCUAUCCCGAUCAGGACAGACAAGUCGUUGAAAUGAUUGUUCAUGAACAUUACAAUAAGGGAAGUUUGUACAACGAUGUAGCACUACUCUUCCUCGACAAACCCUUCGAUGCAGCACCAAAUGUUGGUAACGUGUGCUUGCCACCAGCUACCCAAAACUUCGAUAUGUCACGUUGUUUCGCAACAGGCUGGGGUAAGGAUCAAUUCCAAAACGGACAAUACCAGAACAUUUUGAAGAAAAUCGAAUUGCCAGUCGUGCCAAAUGCCAAGUGUCAGGAAAACCUAAGAAAUACCCGUUUGGGAAAAUUCUUUGAACUUCAUUCGAGCUUUAUGUGUGCCGGUGGUGAAAAGGGCAAGGAUACUUGUAAGGGCGAUGGUGGUUCACCAUUGGUUUGUCCAAUGCCCAACGAACCCAAUCGUUACUUCCAGGCUGGUAUUGUAGCUUGGGGUAUUGGAUGUGGUGAUGAAAAUGUUCCAGGGGUGUAUGCUAAUGUUCCAAAAUUGCGUUCAUGGAUUGAUGAACAAUUGGCUUAUAAGAGAAUCGAUCCAGCUACUUUUACGCCAUAAAAGUCAUUAUACUCAAUCAAAUACAUGUGAUUUUAUGAACAAAAUAAAAAUAAACUUUGUCCCUAAA